Xiphophorus couchianus (Monterrey platyfish) is the source of this 4370-nucleotide messenger RNA. Its product is annotated as chorion transcription factor Cf2-like. The transcript is spliced from 7 exons. Gene Ontology annotation, cellular component: nucleus. NCBI's taxonomy places the organism in Eukaryota, Metazoa, Chordata, Actinopteri, Cyprinodontiformes, Poeciliidae. The coding region runs from base 2180 to 3697 and encodes 505 amino acids. Gene Ontology annotation, molecular function: DNA-binding transcription factor activity, RNA polymerase II-specific. The record is from RefSeq and is a predicted model, not a curated record. Gene Ontology annotation, biological process: regulation of transcription by RNA polymerase II.
AGUUUUACAUGUAAUGCUCAAAGACCAACUGCUGCAUGUAUGUAGGCAUUUGUGUAAGAAAUGCCUACAAGCAUGCAGCAAACAGACAAGCAUACAUACUAAAUUAAUAAGUAGGCAGAAUAAUUGAGUAGGACAAUGUCAAAAUAAAAGAUACAGCAACAACACAAAGUAUUGGGGUUGUGCCUUUGCACAUGGACUUUAGUAACAUACUAUUUUUAAAGCACAGGCUGUCCUGAUAUGCUGUUAGCCUACUUUUUGCAGCCACAACAACUUCAACCCUGAGAAGUCAGUCUAUGAACACAUUUAGUAUUUAUUCUUUUAUCAUGGCUUUUGUAAGGUCAGGCACUAACGUUGAACAACUAACGUUGCUCAGUUACACUGACUGGAGGACUAAUUAAAGACCAGACAAGUUUACUACACCAAAUUCACUCUGGGUUGGAACAAGAAAGAGCAUUCAUUUUACUAGAUUUAAGGGGCCAAGUCCAACUCCUGAAUAUGAGACUGUGACAGCUGUCCCUACUGUCCCACAGAGAUCUGAAUGGUAAUCGUUUUCUAUUCAUCCUUAACAUUAUUUUACAUAUUGAUUAGUGAAUAGUUUAGAAUUUUAUCUUUAAAAUUAUUUUCAUUAGCCUGACUCUUUAGUUAACUAUUUGCAGUGCACACAUUUAGUUAACUUUAUCUGUCAGUUCUUUAUUUUUUUUUUUGUUAAAUGCAACAAAUUAAUUUCUUUUUCUUUUGAGUUACCAGUUUCCUUUGGAGAUGCUGCUGGAAUCACACAGAAGAGCUCCAACUAAUUGCUGUCUUUAUAAGGCUGGAAAACCUCAGUGGGUCAUUCCAUUUGUUUGCCAGGCGAAGGGGAAAUUUGGUCUUCUUUAGUUUAAUUUGACCAUUUCUUUAAUGUUUCUUCUUUUUGGAAGUUAGUUCAGUUCUAAUAUUUGUUUAAUUUAAAGAUUUAGUAAUGUAUUGACCAGUAUUUGUUAAGUUCUUGUGUGUUUAAUUACCCCCUUGUGUGUUAGUAGUGGUCUGAUCAGCCACUAUUUAAGUUCCCCUCAUGUCCAGUUUGUUAGGUCAGUUUUGUGCUUGAGUUCUUUGUGUUACUACCUGAGUUGUAGUUUGUUAUGUUGACCUCAGUUUUGGGCCCAAUUCAUCAUUUUUGAACUAUUUUUGGACUUUUUGUAAUAAAUUAAGAAUAUUUUUUGGAAUCCAUUCAACGUCUCUGUGACCUGGUCUGUGUAAAACCCUCACAGAGACCCACAAUAUAGUCCUCCUACAACAUUAUGUGCUCUUCAUUAAGCUAACAGUAAACUGGCAGCUACCUGACUGGAACCAAAAAAAGACUCUUUAAAAUAUAUGCUGGCCACGGUGAUUUACCGCCAUUGCGUGGCUAAAUUGUACACAGUAAUGUACUGCAUUACAAUUUGUAAUGUGUAUUAAGAGUACAUGAACUUUAAUGAAUUGUUCUUUCCAGAGACCACUGACUAAGUUGACUGAAGCUAGUAGCAACGCCUUUGAGGAGUGAAUCUUCUCUUGGGAUCACCAGAAAGUUCCAAACGGACAGUUUCCAUCACUGCUCAACAUUUUUCAAUAAAUUUUAUUAUGCUCUAUUGCCACUGCCAGUUUUAGAAAAGAGUAAAUCUUGAGAACUCUGUUUGGAUCAAAUAAACUCAGUUGAACCAAAGAAUUGCAAGAGUUGCUGCCCAUGUCCUGGACGUGUGGUUGGCUGACUAAAGCUACAGUUCCCUAUAAGUGGUUGAGAUUGCAUUUUUUUUUCCUUCUACCCUAAAAUACACUUGAAGUAUAAAAAAAUUGUCUUUUGACAAUUUCUGGAGAGCAUUUGGCCAACUUUAGUAGUCCUGGUAUUGUGGACCACAAAAUGUAACUUAAUGUUGGGUGUUUUUUUUAGUAAACUGGCAUAUCUAACGUUUUUUGAACGUCACCUGCAUUUUUUUUUAAACUUAUGGUUCUGAAAAUUCUUAAUAUGCUCUUGAAUAUUGCCUUCUCGUGUUUGCGUCCAACACACUCCGGUGCGAGAGGGGGCGACAUUUUAAACUGGUCAUGUAAUCCGCAGAUUAAACCGGCUGUUUGAAUGCGGAGAGCGGAAAUGUUCUUUGACUGGAGUAGCAUUUCUCGUGUGUCCGAAAGGUCUUAAGUGGGUAAAACUAAGUUAUUGUGGGUGAAAAUGAGCCAACUGGAGGAGCUAAAGUUGUUUGUGGCUGCGCGACUGCGAACUGCUACAUCCGAAAUCCUUGAUGUCAUCGACAAAACUAUAGAAGUGUACGAGCAAGAGGUCACCCGGCUGAAGGAGGAAAACAAGCGCCACUCGUCUCUGUUGGAGAUUAUCCUGAAGAAAAAGUUGCCAAAGAAACAAGGUUGUCAUGUAACCAACACUACAACUACAGAGGUUGCUGCAAAGCUUGUCACUGACUGCAGUAACGCUCCUGCUGUUAAAGAAGAAAAUUCUCCUUCUGGCCCAUCUGCUCCAGACUCGGGAGUUAACAGCAAGACCCAAACAUCUACCUUUAGUGCCACUGUUGGGCAACAGACUGUCUUCAUCUCCAAAGAGCGCCUUCUCAGGUUUUCAACCAUGGAGAACUGUUUCUUCUGUUUCAAGCAAGUGCCUGCCUCAAAGCACCACCUGAUGAAAAGACAUUAUGAUAUAGCUGUCCAUUUUAUUCAGGAUGACAUUGAAAGAUUUGUGAUCCCAUGUAUGUGUUCUGACAAAGUUCAGGAAAGAAGUCACUGGCACUGUCCGUGCUGCGAGAAGGUCCUUAAUCGGAGAUGCAUCUUUAAAGUCCACCUAUCAAAACAACAUGGUUAUACUGUUCUGCAGACAAAACAAGGGUCAGGGAAUCAUCGUCUGCCUUACACUGUCAUGUUUGAAGAAGAAUCUUCGGGCCUCGAAGACUCCGAGGAAGAUGAGGAAGAGCUCAGCAGCAUGGAACAGCAGCAGGAAACAACUUCACCUCUGCUUCAAAUGAAAGAAAAAGCAGCAGGCCAACUUCUAAAUGUGGUGGAUCCCCAACAUUCUGGUAGCAGUCAACCACAGCAACACUGUCUAUACCUAAAUCAAGACCGUGGCAUGAACAUCUCCCUGAACACUCGUAUCCAAGAUGGAAGGGAAGUUAUUGUCGUGGAAAGUCGUCAGAAUAAUGGCUUUGGUAAAGUACUGGAUUCAGCUGGCAAAAUGCAGCAACCAAAUGAAACCGGUGUUGUAACAAAGGGCAAAUCCUGCAGCAAUACCAAGGAAUCUAUCCCGACCAAAUCAGCAUCCUCAAGUUCAGUUGACUUUAGUCCACCAAGCAAAAAGCAUGCAAAAAGUCAUUUAGCAGACCUAAAUCUGAGUACAGCGACAACAGAGUUAUCUGCCACUCAGAACCGUGAUGGGUCGUAUUACUGUAAGGCAUGUGGAGAAAUCUUCUAUUACUUCCACAAGCUAAAGACGCACGUGCGGAAACACGCAGGGGACAAAAUCUGUAUUUGUGGGGUUUGUGGGAAACGUUUGAUGCUCAGUGAAAGUCUACACCAACACCUGCAGAACCACAACACCAAGAACGUUUGUGGGACAUGUGGUAAGCAGUUUUCAAGCCAGUCUCGCUUUCAGCAGCAUAAGACUUUUCAUAAAUCAAAGACUAAAUACAAAGUCUACAAUAUGAUCACACCUGGAUUCACGCAGGGCUUUGAAAAGUCUAAAAUUUGAAAAUCUUGUCUAACUGAAAACCCUUAAAACUGAAAUUGGUGCUAAAGGGCUUAAGUAUUAUAAGGUUGUAUAUGUAGAUAAGUGUUUUGUUGAGAAGAUUACUUAGGUUAAGAUAGCUGCUUUGAUUUAAUGGAGAGCUAAAUUGAUAAUUUUCAGUGAAUAAACAUAAAUCUUUAAAUUGAUAACAAAAAAGCUUUCUUUUGUUAAAAUGUUAAUUUGAAUGUUUCUGGUAAUAUGUCAUGUUGGUCUUAGAUUUAAUUCAUGAUCGUCUUUAAAAGGUCUUAAGCUUAUCCUACUGAAACCUGUAAGAACCCUGUCAAACAUGGCUGAAAUUCUCCAGGAAUCAAAUCUUCUGUGAUUGUUGUCCUUUAGCAGCAUUGUUCUCAUAUGUUGUGCUCUAGUGACAGAACCUAUACCCAACUGUAAUGCUUGUUCAGCAGUAUUCAUUCAAAUAAAUGUCAUAUAUAUCAUUUAUAUUUGUUACAUAGAUUCUUAGAAUUUCAUACUGUCAUGUAGUGUGGAAAACUGAGUACACCCUUGAUGAUAGAAUUGCUUUGACAAUCAGUUUUUGGUUGAGACAUACAACUGUGUUAAAAAAUGCCAAUUCUGUAGGAUAUAGUUAAUGACCAGCUUCAAGUGUUGCUAACUAUUAAACUAAGUGGUUAUUGGGUUA